CCAACAUUCUCUUUCUUCCAAUAUGGGUCAAACCUUUUAUGCGCACCUUCCCGGCUGUCGGGAAGGAACUACUAUUCGCCUGCAAAGCUUUAAGCGAGAUAUCGCCACGUUUUCCAGCGCCGAUGAAUUGAUGCACUCGUCCGAAGGAUGGGUAAAGCACUACUGGGAAGAUGGAGGCUGGUAUACUAAGGUGGUCUCGGAUAAAAACCAAGCAUCUCAGUUCGACGUGGAGCAGGGAGAUGGUGGAUUGAUGUUGAAAGAAAGGAGCACAGGGCUUUACCUCUGUAAAUGGGGCGAAUGGGUCCGUCUGCACGAAGACCCAUGGACCAUGGGAUUCCAGCUUCUGGAGGUUACAAAUCAUGAAAUCCAGGAGUCGGGCCAUGAUAACCAUCAGCGUUGGUAUGAGAUCUAUAUCCCGCAAUAUCUUAUGUGGCUCAACGGAGCCAAUUGCUCGGUGUACCGCAAUCGGUAUGGCAACCUCAAUGUCAAGCAGGAUGGGUGGCAUUCUCUUUUCCGGUUCGAACGUGUGCCUGAAGAUGAGCUUGAGGAUUAGUAGAUUGAAAAAGAUGUUCGAGCACGGGUAGGGAGUGCUUGAGCUUAGUGAUUUGACCACUGGCGGACGAUCGGGACCCCCUGCAUGUGUGUGUAUACCUGAAUAAGAACAACCAUUGCAACCGUCAGAAGUCAAACUGCGUUAGGUUAUCGUGAUCAACUCCCGCUCAGUCAAGACGCUAUCAAAGCCUACGUCGUCGUCUCAUACUAUUAUAGCGAGGCCGGCCUGCAGCGCUAGCGAGAAUACCUACCCUUGGCUUCUAGAAUUGAUCCUUGAUGGAAAGGAUAGAAUCUGGAAUACAUCAGUGACAGAAAUUAAUUCAAG
Aspergillus brunneoviolaceus CBS 621.78 is the source of this 877-nucleotide messenger RNA. RefSeq lists its product as uncharacterized. The record is from RefSeq and is a predicted model, not a curated record. The transcript is spliced from 2 exons. Lineage: Eukaryota; Fungi; Ascomycota; Eurotiomycetes; Eurotiales; Aspergillaceae. Bases 23 to 553 code for a protein of 176 amino acids.